CCACUUGUUAGCUAAAUGAAAAGAACGUGUUGCCAGAGAGACAGCCUGAUGUCCAUGCGUCCAGGCAUCAUGAUGUCCAUCGUGGCUCAGUAUCUGAGCCUUCUCACGCUGGCUCUCAGUGUGUUUGGACAGGAGCUCCCAUCAAGCCCUCAUGGUUGCACUGAUGGCAGCUGCUACCCUGCGACAGGAAACCUUCUGAUUGGACGGGCUGUCAAUCUAUCCGCCACGUCUACUUGCGGCCUGAACGGGCCGCAGCCCUACUGCAUUGUCAGCCAUCUGCAGGAGUCCGACAAGUGCUUUGAGUGUAACUCCCAGCAUCGCUUUGACCCGUACCGCCACAGAAACAGCCACCGCAUCGAAAACGUGAUCUACCUCAUGGACGGCAACGGAGACAACACAUGGUGGCAAUCUGUCAAUGGAGAGGAGAGUGUUAGCAUCAGACUGAACUUGGAGGCUGAAUUCCACUUCACGCAUCUUAUCAUAAAGUUUAAGACUUUCCGACCUGCAGCCAUGUUCAUCGAGCGUUCGGCUGAUUUUGGCCGCACUUGGCGCCCCUACCGCUACUUUGCCUCAAACUGUACCAAGACCUUUCCUGGCAUCCCUGCCAACGGCCUGCACCACAUCAACGACAUCAUCUGCGAGGAGCGCUACUCCGACAUCGAACCCUCCACUAAUGGAGAGGUCAUUUAUAAGGUUUUGGAUCCCGCUAUUCAUGUGAAAGACCCAUACAGCUUGGACAUUCAAGAACUUCUGCGUAUUACCAACCUGCGUAUCAACUUUACUAAGCUUAACACUCUGGGAGACGACCUGCUGGACCGACGCUUCGAUGUCCUGCAGAAAUAUUACUACGCCAUCUAUGAGCUGGUGGUCAGAGGGAGCUGCUUCUGUUACGGACACGCCUCAGAGUGCGCCCCAGUGCCAGGGGUGGACGCCCGGGAGAACGGCAUGAUCCACGGUCGAUGUGUAUGCAAACAUAAUACAGAGGGCCUGAACUGCGAGCGCUGCCGACAUUUCCACAAUGACCUGCCCUGGAGACCAGCGGAGGCAGAGAACCCACAUACUUGCAGAGACUGUGAGAUGUGCAAACCUUUCUACUACCAAGACCCUAAUAGGGAUGUCAGGGACCCACAAGCCUGUGUUGCCUGUGACUGUGACCCAGUCGGAUCAAUGGAGGGAGGAGUAUGUGACAGUCACACCGACCUGGACGUGGGUAUGAUCUCGGGACAGUGUCGCUGCAAAGCCAACGUCAAAGGCACGCGCUGCGACGACUGCAAGGAAAGUUAUUACGGACUCAGCCAGAAUGACCCGUUGGGCUGUCAGCCUUGCAACUGUGACCCUCGUGGCAUCAUCAUGGUGGGAGCUCCUUGCGACCAGAUCAGUGGGGACUGCUCCUGCAAAAGAUAUGUCACUGGUCGCUACUGCAACCAGUGUCUGCCUGAAUACUGGGGGCUCAGCAACGACUUGGCCGGCUGCAGACCAUGCGACUGUGACUUCGGUGGAGCCUUCAACAACAGGUGCAUGAUGGAGAGCGGCCAGUGUGACUGCAGGAGGCAUCUGAUUGGUCGACAGUGUUCAGAGGUUCAGCCUGGGUAUUUCUGUGCGCCGCUGGACUACUACAAAUACGAGGCAGAAGACGCCACUGGACACUCCCCCAGUGACUCUGCACUGCCGGGCAAAGUUCGUCCUCAGGCAGAGACCGACUGUGUUCAGCACCUCAGCAAUCAGCUGAGGAGGCACCGGCGUCACCGUCGUAUCACCAACUCGCAGCAACAUCGGGCAGCGCUGAGACGUAUCCGCCAGCUUCAACAAACACCGGAUGUGAGGACCGUUCAUAGAGAGCACACUCCCAGUCACAUGGUGACGUGGACAGGACCUGGUUUUGCCCGUGUGAAAGAUGGUGCCGGCCUGGUGUUCACUAUCGACAACAUUCCCUACGCCAUGGAGUACGACAUCAUGAUCCGCUACGAACCUGAGUCAACAGAGGACUGGGAGGCUAUAGUUAGUAUAACAUCUGUAAUGCUGCCGUCCAGUCUCCGGUGUGGAAACCUCCUACCAACUGAACAGCUCUAUACAGUGACUCUGCCGCACCGCAACAGAUACAUCCAGAUGCCCAGGCCAUUCUGUUUCGAGCCCAGUAAUCGUUAUGUAGUUUCAAUCAGGUUCCAGCGCCACGGGGUCACACACAGACAUCUCACUGCUUUCAUUCUCAUUGACUCGCUGGUCCUGAUCCCCAAAUACACUGAGCUUCCUGGUUUCCAAGGCAAUGAGCCAGAAGCAGAGCAGCGGCGGGAGGAGAUGAUUCGCUACAUGUGUCUGGAUUCCUUUAUGAUCACACCGAUGCCCGCCCUGGCUGAGAUGUGCUCCAAACUCAUCUGUAGUAUUUCAUCCAUCAUUCACGAUGGUGCUCUGUCCUGUCAGUGUGACCCUCAGGGCUCCCUCAGUGGUGAGUGUCAUAAGGUGGGAGGUGAUUGUCAUUGUAAACCCAACGUGAUGGGUCGACGCUGUGACCAGUGUGCCCCAGGAACCUACGGCUUUGGAGCGAAUGGCUGCACUGUGUGUGACUGCCACUCAGAGGGUUCAUUGAGCCACCAAUGUGACCCGGUUACAGGCCAGUGCCAGUGUAGGCAUGGAGCCACUGGGCGUCAGUGCUCAGACUGCCAACCAGGCCAGUGGGGCUUCCCCAGCUGCAGCCCCUGUCAGUGUAACGGCCACGCAGACAUCUGUGACCCCCGCAACGGGGAGUGUAGAGACUGCAGGGACUACACAACCGGACACCUUUGUGAACGUUGUGCGGAUGGGUUCUUUGGAAACCCGGUGCUUGGUUCAGGGGAUCACUGUCGGCCCUGCCCCUGCCCUGGUAACCCCGGCUCAGAUCACUUUAAUGCACACUCCUGUCAUGCUGACCACACCUCUAACCAGAUCAUCUGUAACUGCAGGCAAGGCUAUACUGGGCUCCGCUGUGACCAGUGUGCCCCUGGUUACUAUGGCAACCCAGAGCAAUACGGUGGGCAGUGCCUCCCGUGCGAGUGCAACGGCAACAUCGACACCAAUGACCCUGGCUCAUGUGACCCCAGGACUGGCCAAUGCCUCAAGUGUCUGUAUCACACUGACGGUCCGUCCUGCGACCACUGUCAACACGGUUACUAUGGCAGUGCUCUGGCCCACGACUGCAGACUUUGUACCUGUGUGACUGCUGGCACCAUCCACUCUGCUUGCAGCGAUGGACAAUGUCACUGUGACCGGCAGACGGGAGCCUGUCCUUGCAGGCAGAACGUGGCCGGCCAUAACUGUGACCAGUGUGCUCCUAACCACUGGAACUACGGUCAGGACAGCGGCUGUGAGCACUGUGGCUGCGACCCACAACACGCACUUGGAACUAACUGCAACAUGUUCACAGGCCAGUGCCAGUGUCGUCCAGGCUUUGGAGGUACACAGUGCACUGAGUGUGAGCAGUUCCACUGGGGAGACCCACGGCUGCAGUGUCAAGAGUGUAACUGCCAUCCGCAGGGCUCAGAGAUGACCCAGUGCGACCGAUCAACGGGGGCGUGCGAGUGCAAGGAGGGAGCAGCGGGGAAGCAUUGUGAUGAAUGCGCUCGCGGCUUCACCGGCGACUUUCCCAAGUGUGUCCAGUGUCACCCGUGCUUCCAUCAGUGGGACGAUGUGGUGUGCCAGAUCAAAAGGGACCUGGAACACAUCCAGUACACCGCGCAGAAGAUCCUGGAGAGCGGGGUCACGCCGGGAGUUGGGGACACACGCAUCAAAGAGCUGGAGAGGAAGUUGAAAGAAGUGCAGGAUCUAAUCGGUAUGGAGGACAGCAACAGGAUCCACCAGCUGAUUGGACAGAGCAUUGAUGACCUCAGGGCUGAGAUCGCCCUGACCGACGGACGUUUGAUGGCCGUCACCCGAGAGCUAAAUACAACAGCAGACGAAGAAGAGGCACUGAGACGCAUAUUGAGUGUCCUAGAGAAAGAGCUGACAGACAUCAACGCCACUGUGGCUCACAAACAGCGCCUGCUAGAUAACUACCUCACCUCCGGAUUUGCAGAUCAGUUUGAGAAAGUGAAGAAGAAUUAUCAGGAAUCUGUGAAGGCUGAGAAGAAAUGCAACGCUUCAGUGUCCGGUCCUCUCAGUCCAGUGGAACAGUCCAAAGAAACCCGCGCUGUCACUGAAGACCUGCUGGACGCCAGCAAAGUCAAGUUCCUCCGAGCUCUGGCUGCUCAGAACAAAUCAUUAAGCGAGCUGCAGCAGAAAGCCCACGACCUGGACAAGAAAGUCCAUCACCUCAGUCACAAGGUAUGUGGUGGUCAUAGCAAUGCCAGUGUCAACGGCAGUUGCCCAGACAGCCAAUGCGGCGGUGCCGGUUGCCACGACGAUCAGGGGAAUCGUGUAUGUGGAGGACAUGGAUGCAAUGGGACAGUGAGCACGUCUGUAGCAGCACUGGAUCAUGCCAGGAACGCCACUGACAGUCUGAACGCUGCCAAAGAGGAGCUGCAGAGUGUGGCGAAAAAGCUCCAGGAUAUAGCCUCUCUGACACAGGAUGUGAAGAACCAGGCGAUGAACACGCUGAAGAAAGCCCAGAAGAAGAAGGACCACUUUGAAAACAACAACAAGAAGCUCAAAGAUUUCAUUAAGAAGAUCAGAGACUUCCUCACUGAGGAGGGAGCAGACCCAGAGAGCAUAGAGAAGGUGGCUCUGCAGGUGUUGUCGAUCACGCUGCCGGUCAACAAGACCGCCCUGGACCAAAUGGUCAUGCAGAUAAAGAACAGCCUUUCCAACCUCACCAACAUCGAGGGGAUCGUCAACCAAACCUCGCAGCACAUCAGCAUAGCCAAGGAGCUGCUUGACAAAGCUAAAGAUGCCAAGAGCCGGGCAGAGGGAGUGAAGGAUACAGCCAAUAAUACCAAGCAGGCAUUGGAUAUGUCUGAGAAGGCCAUAGAGAAAGCCAGAGCAGCUCUGAAGGAGGCCAACAACAACCUGAACAGCACAAGGAAUGCUACGGUUGAGGUGGAUGAGAGGCUAACGCUGCUGGAGGAUAAGCAGAUGGAUGUCAUGAUGCGUUUAAGUAACCUUUCCAGAGAGGUGGAAGCUCUGAGGAACAAGACGGAGCAGAACAGACAAAUGGCAAAGGACGCCAUGGCACUGGCUAACAACGCCACACAAGUCGCAUCCUCACUUGAGCAGAGUCUCAACGACACGGAGAAUCGGUACCAGGAGCUGCAGAUGAAGGUGGACUCUCUCGGCGGGGAGUCUGGAGGUCUGAAUAGCAUCAACCAGAAGGCUCAGGACAUCAAGAAUGAGGCAGAAGACCUCUUAAGCCAAGCCACCAAGGGGAUAGACCAACUCAAGAAACUGGAGAAAAAGUUCAAGAGCAACGAGCAGCGGAUGCAGAAGCAGCGCAUGGAGCUGGACGAGCUGAAGGAAAACGCAACCUUGGUGCGGGACGUCAUCCGGGAACAAGUGCAGAAGUACAGCAACUGUGUGUGAGGAUGUGACAGUUCCCCGUUUACCGUUUGCUGCUGUAGUCCAGAACAGAGUUAUGACUGAUGCUGUGACAAAAAAAAAAAACUUGACCAAAAGGCUGCUUUGGUACCUCCAUUCUUUCACUGGCAUGUCAAGUUUUACACAUUACCUGUCAAGUGUUAGAUCACAGAAAUGCCUUCCUCUGUCCAUGUACUGUACCACCAACAUUGUCCUAUAAGGUGUUUAUGUCUUUAAGCUAUUAAAAUUCAUUGUAUAGACCAUGAUAAUUGAUUUCAUGAAUAAUAAGCAGAAGAAAUAUAUUGGUAUAUGUUAUCAGAAAUGUGUUUUCUUGACCAAAAGUGCUUUUAAGAUUUUGUUUUUGCUGUAAUUUGACCACAUGAAUAUGGUAUUUACAAUAUGACAUUCCUAUUAAGAAAUAAGUGGAAAGGUUGGACUUUUGAAAUGAAUGUUUAUUUUUUAUUACAAAAGAAACUCUUGAUUCAAUACAUAUAAAUGCAUACGCAAGCAUUCUUAUAAGCAGAAUUCAUACUGAGGUGUGAUGAUGGAGACAAAUAAAUUGGAUACAGUUUCUGUAAAUUCA
Molecule: messenger RNA, 6061 nt
Organism: Etheostoma spectabile (orangethroat darter)
Lineage: Eukaryota; Metazoa; Chordata; Actinopteri; Perciformes; Percidae
Gene: lamb2l
Product: laminin, beta 2-like
Exons: 35
Coding region: 16-5484 (1822 amino acids)
Biological process (GO): cell migration; axon guidance; basement membrane assembly
Cellular component (GO): laminin trimer
Source: RefSeq, a predicted model, not a curated record